AUGGCAAAUGAUAAACGCACCGUUUAUAUUGGUGGCUUGUCGGAAGAGGUAACAGAUAAAUUGAUAACCGACGCGUUCAUCCCAUUCGGCGAUCUGGUAGACAUUCAGAUGCCCAUCGAUUACGAAUCGCAGAAGCACCGAGGGUUCGCUUUCAUCGAAUUCGAAAACGCCGAAGAUGCUGCCGCUGCUGUGGACAAUAUGAACGAUUCGGAGCUCUGCGGGCGCACGAUACGCGUAAACACAGCGAAGCCUCAGCGCAUCAAGGAGGGCAGCAACCGGCCGGUGUGGGCGGACGAUAACUGGCUUCAAAAGCACGCCGGUGCUACGCUAAAGAACAACGACAACAACGAGCAGCAGAUGGAAACCGGCGCCGAAAACGUCCAGCCAUCGGAACCAAAGGUAGCGGAGGAGAAGAAGCGCAAUCCCCAAGUGUUCUUUGACAUACGGAUAGGAAACAGCGACGUCGGACGUGUAAUUAUGGUUUUGCGGGCGGAUAUCGUUCCCAAAACUGCGGAAAACUUCCGUGCACUUUGUACCGGCGAGCAGGGAUUUGGUUACAAGGGAUCAACUUUCCACCGUAUUAUUCCCGAGUUUAUGUGCCAAGGCGGUGACUUUACUGCACACAAUGGAACGGGUGGGAAAUCGAUCUACGGUAAAAAGUUUGCCGAUGAAAAUUUUACCCUAAAACAUACCGGUUUCGGGAUUCUAUCGAUGGCCAAUUCCGGCGCGAACACAAACGGCUCCCAGUUCUUCAUUUGCACUGAAAAAACCGACUGGCUGGAUGGAAAGCACGUGGUGUUUGGAAAUGUUAUCAGCGGUGCCGACGUAGUGCGCAAAAUGGAACGCUGUGGGUCGAAGGGUGGAAGAGUACAACAAAAAGUAACGAUUGUCGCGUGUGGUGAAAUAAAAGGAUAA
This is a messenger RNA of Anopheles nili, 915 nucleotides long. RefSeq names its product peptidyl-prolyl cis-trans isomerase E (gene cyp33). Bases 1 to 915 code for a protein of 304 amino acids. The record is from RefSeq and is a predicted model, not a curated record. Gene Ontology annotation, biological process: protein peptidyl-prolyl isomerization; protein folding. The transcript has 3 exons. Gene Ontology annotation, cellular component: intracellular membrane-bounded organelle. Lineage: Eukaryota; Metazoa; Arthropoda; Insecta; Diptera; Culicidae. Gene Ontology annotation, molecular function: peptidyl-prolyl cis-trans isomerase activity; RNA binding.